Molecule: messenger RNA, 1099 nt
Organism: Punica granatum (pomegranate)
Lineage: Eukaryota; Viridiplantae; Streptophyta; Magnoliopsida; Myrtales; Lythraceae
Source: RefSeq, a predicted model, not a curated record
GAAUUACUCGAUUCGAUCACGACAAGUUGCAAUAUGAUUAUAACUUGCUCUAGGGCCCUAUUCGGGUCCAUUAGUCUAAUAAUUUUGUCUUGUGUGGGGGCCCUCCUCCAGGUAUAGGCCGCUAGCACCGCCAGUCCCGGAGUUCCAUUGAUGCUGUUGGCGUGGAUACCGAUAGAGGCGCGACACAUGGAGUGCUUGGUUUGGAGAGCCAACAUCAGUUCUGCGUAAUAAGAUCGCGCCCGGGUAUGCUUUUCUACUUCUAUUCUUCUAGUAUGAUCCUGGUUUUAGGUUUCGCGCGAUAGAAAAUUUUGAAUUUUAUGUUUUCCGUUGCUUCCGUUGUUGCUCUGUUAGACGAGCGAUUCCUACACUUUCUUCUUCUAAGAGAGAGAAAGAGAGAGAGAUUCAAGGACAAAUCACUCCGAGGGAAAUGAAAGGGGGGGAGAACUUUUGUAGUUUGGGAUCUGGUGUAAUGGAGGAUCUUUUCAUUUCCAUUGGCUUCAAUCUUCCAUAGUUGAUUUGAUUUAUGGUGUCAACUGCUGCUCUAAAGAAUGUGCAAACCGUUUGUUCAAGCGAUGAAGGAUCUUUACCAGUCAAGUGCCCCAAAGAGGAGAAUGAUAAAUCAGCCAUCAGGUGCUUGGGGAGUUAAUGCACCCGGGUGGAUUUGGUGGGGCCCGGACACAUGGAUUAGUACAACAGCGGACAGCCCGGCAGGGAGUCCGGAUUUUCCGCCUAUUCUCUUUGACGAGACCGUCAGCGUGGCGCCAGGAGGAGCUGUGAAGGUGGAGGAGGAUUUCAUCUUCCUCCGACCAGAAGAUGGGCACCUGCCCUAUCUGAGCAGCGGCACGGUACCAGUGACACCUCCUUCAAGCCCAUCUACCCGGAAGUUCCUGAACUCGGUCCAUCACUAGGAAUUGUUUCGGUGCCAAAAUUUAAUUUGGAUAUAUUCCGGAAGGUGCAUCCAGCAGGAGAAGCUAUGGACUCGGUGAAUGCAUGCAUGCGCACUACAUCUAGUCACAGAGCGUUUAGCUGUUGAUUUAUUUAUAUGGAGCAUAUUGUCGAAUUAUAAAAGACCAGAAUAUCAAAUUAAAUAAGUCUCUGA